ACAAUUAUUGCAUUUAAAAUACUAGGAAAAUUAUGUACGUAUGAACGGAAAAAAUUGAUCGUGUUAGAAAUAUUGAAAAGAUCUGUGGUAAGUAUACGAGUAUAUACGUUAAUUAUGAGUAAUUAAUUGUAAAUAAGUGGAUUUCGUUAGAUUCUACGACGAUCAUUGAUCGUGCCUGGAACAAGUGUGCACUGUAACGAUAUUACUUUCGAACAGAGGAGAGCAAUGACCUACUGCGCGUGGUGCACGUGUGCCGAGUGGAAACCAUGACUGCUGCCUCCAGACAGGGCAUUGGACGCCGCGUGCGG
Messenger RNA from Heterotrigona itama, 308 nucleotides. NCBI's taxonomy places the organism in Eukaryota, Metazoa, Arthropoda, Insecta, Hymenoptera, Apidae. The record is from the annotation of a GenBank genome assembly.